AUGGCAAUUGCUGCCGGUCUCUAUUAUUUGGCUGAAGUAGUGGAGGAGUACACGGUAAUGGCGAAAUACAUAAUUUCUUGGAUGAUUAUUGUGACUUCAGCUAUCCACGUGGGUCUGAUAAUAUUCGAGGACAUUCCCCUCCACCUGAACAUACUGGGACUGAUACAGCAGCUCCUCCAUGGGUCGCUGAUCCGUGACUUCCCUGUAGUCAAAGUGACAAGUGUAACUUUUAUUUUGGCCGUAGCCAACCUGGUGCUGCACCAUUAUAUGGCGUUUAUGUACUUUGGAAAUGUGUACUAUAGUUUUUCGGAAGUGCUGGCGUACUUCACGCUGUGCUUGUGGGUGGUGCCAUUUGCACUGUUUGUAUCCCUGUCAGCCAACGACUACGUGCUGCCCACAACGGGAGAGAAGCAACCGCUGCUGGGCGAUAACAAUGUUGUUACAGAUUAUUUAUCACGUAAAGGAAAACCAUACAGCCUUCUAUCCUUCUUCAGCUUCGCAAAAGACUCGAUACUUCCGCAGAGAAGAGUGGAUAUGGAUGGAAUAUUUUCAUUUAUAAAAGAUAAUGUUUUAGACAUGGGAGUUUUUUCACGUAAAUCUUCAUUUUCAGAUUUGUCAGUUGUGGUCAGUCCGGAUAAGGUAGUUGGUGCAUUAAUUGAUGAUGACGACGUCGAUGACGAUGAUGUUGACAAUGACGAUGUCGAUGAUGAUGACAAUGACGGUGAUCAUGACGAAGACGAUGACGAUAACGAAAACGAUGACGAUGACGAUGAUGAUGACGAUGACGAUGACGAUGAUUACGACGAUGACGACAAUGACAAUGACGAUGUCGCUGACGACGACAAUGACGGUGACGAUGAUGAUGAAGAUGACGAUGACGAAGACGAUGAAGAUGAUGAUGACGAUGAUGACGAUGACGACGACAAUGUUGAUGAUCAUGACGAUGAUGAUGACGAUGAUGAAGAAGACGAUGAUGAUGAAUAUGACUAUGACGAUGAUGAUGACGAUGACGAAGACGGUGACGAUGAUGCUGAAAAUAAUGACGAUGACGAGGAUGAUGAUGAUGCCGUUGAUGAUUAUGAUGACGAUUACAAUGAUGAUGACGAUGUCGAUGACCAUGACGAUGAAAUUGACCUUGACGAUGUCGAUGACGAUGACGAUAAUGAUGACAAUGACGAUGAUGAUGACGAUGUCGAUGAUGGAGACGAAGACGGUGACGAAGACGAUGACGAUGACGAUGACGAUGAUGAUAACGAUGACGAUGACAAUGACGAUGAUGAUGACAAUGAUGAUGACAAUGACGUUGUCGAUGAUCAUGACGAUGACGAUGAUGAAGAUGACGAUGAUGAAUAUGACAAUGACGAUGAUGAUGACGAUGACGAAGACGAAGAGAGUGACGACGAUUCUGAAAAUAAUGACGAUGAUGAUGAUGAUGUCGUUGAUGAUGAUGAUGACGAUUACAAUUACGAUGACGAUGACGAAUAUGAUGAUGACGAAUAUGAUGAUGACGAUGACGAUGAUGAUAACGAUGAUGAUGAUGGAGACGAAGACGAUUACGAUGACAAAGACGAUGACGAUGACGAUGACGAUGAUGAUGACGAUGAUGAUGAUGGAGACGAAGACGAUUACGAUGACAAAGACGAUGACAAAGACGAUGACGAUGUUGAUGACGAUGACGAUGACGAUGACAAUGAUGAUGACGAGGAAGAUGAUGAUGACGAUGACGAUUAUGAUGAUUAUGAUGACGAUGAUGAUGACGAUGACGAUGAUGGAGACGAAGACGAUUACGAUGACGAUGACGACGACAAUGACGGUGACGAUGAUGAUUACGAUGACGACGACGAUGAUGAUGACGAUGAUGAUGAUGGAGACGAAGACGAUUACGAUGACAAAGACGAUGACAAAGACGAUGACGAUGUUGAUGACGAUGUUGAUGACGAUGACGAUGACGAUGAUGACGAUGACGAUGAUGAUGAUGAUGAAGAUUACGAUGACGAUGACGAUUAUGAUGAUUACGAUGACGAUGAUGAUGACGAUGAUGAUGAUGGAGACGAAGACGAUUACGAUGACGACGACAAUGACGGUGACGAUGAUGAUGAAGAUUACGAUGACGAUGACGAUGAUGAUGACGAUGAUGAUGAUGGAGACGAAGACGAUUACGAUGACAAAGACGAAGACGAUGACGAUGACGAUGACGACGACAAUGACGGUGACGAUGAUGAUGUAGAUUACGAUGACGAUUACGAAUAUGAUGAUGACGAUGAUGAUGAUGACAAUGACGAUGUCGACGAUGAUGACGAUGACGACGACGAUGAUGAUGAUGAUGAUGAUGACGACGAUGAUGAUGAUGGUGACGAUGACGAUAGUGAUGACAAUGACGAUGAUGGUGACAAUGACGAUGACGAUAAUGAUGACAAUGACGAUGAUGAUGAUGAGGACGAUGAUGACGAUGACGAUGAUGGAGACGAAGACGAUGACGAAGACGAUGACGAUAAUGAUGAUGAUGAUGAUGAUGAUGACGAUGACAAUGACGAUGAUCAUGAGUCAUGA
This is a messenger RNA of Parnassius apollo (apollo), 2550 nucleotides long. NCBI's taxonomy places the organism in Eukaryota, Metazoa, Arthropoda, Insecta, Lepidoptera, Papilionidae. The record is from the annotation of a GenBank genome assembly.